Molecule: messenger RNA, 2660 nt
Organism: Tyto alba (common barn owl)
Lineage: Eukaryota; Metazoa; Chordata; Aves; Strigiformes; Tytonidae
Product: caspase recruitment domain-containing protein 8-like
Exons: 16
Coding region: 74-1585 (503 amino acids)
Biological process (GO): regulation of DNA-templated transcription elongation; mRNA export from nucleus; signal transduction
Cellular component (GO): THO complex part of transcription export complex
Molecular function (GO): protein binding
Source: RefSeq, a predicted model, not a curated record
GUGGCCGUGGGCGGGCCCGCCCCUUCGCGCGGGUCCGCGCUGCUUUCCCUCCGCAGCUGCCGCCUCCUCCGCGAUGUCCCUCCGCGGGCAGGACCCGGACAGCGGAGCCGAGUCCCUCUCUUCAGAUGAAAAAGAGGCGGCGGCCAGCGGUGCGGAGGGAGAGGGCUCGGCCGAGGAGCACCCAACGGGAGAGGACAGUUUGGAAAAAAGCUCCAGCAGCAGCUCGGAUGAGGAGUCAGAUGCGGAGGAGUCGCACGGAGGAAGGUCGGAUGAAGAACAGGAGGAGAAGGAAUCGCUACUGUGUGGCAAUGAAUCAGGAGUGAACUGUCUGCCACCCUGUGAACAUUGCAGAAGUGGAAAUGACCGAAAGGAGCAAGUGACCCCUAGGAGGCUUGCUGGAAAACAAUAUUUGGUGCAGCUGGAUGCAGAGGGGACUUACCAGUGCAGCUUCACGGGCUUGAUUUUUGAGGUGACGGGGGCCGUCAAAAUCACAUAUUCCCUCUUAUCCUGGAGCAAAUACGCCAACCUGGUGAAAAAGCCGUGGAUCGUGGGCGGCCCCCUCUUCAACGUGCGCUGCGACUCGGCCGCCGCUCUCACCUCCAUCCAGUUCCCCCACUCCCUCUGCCUCAGCGGUCAUGGCGCCGGCAUGGCCUUCAGGGUUCUGCACGUCAAAGGCGAGGGCGCAGCCAUCGAGCCCUCGGCCGACUACUCGGCCUCGCACGUCAAGUGGGUGGUGAGCUCGCUGUCGCCCGUGGGACCGCUCAUCCAGAGCCAGGAGCCCGUCCAGUACCACGGCGCCGUCAUCCUCUACAAAGUGGUCGACGAGCAUCCCUCCUUGUCCUUUCGGGUCUACGUGGCUACAAACAACGACUCCUUUAUAAAGGAUAUAUCAAGAGCUGUAAAACAUUCAAAGAAGAAAUGCAUUAAAAUUGACAAGCCUCCCGUGUGCCAAAAAUUACUACAGAAAGGAAAGAAGUAUAGAUUAGUUUGUGAGCCAGAAGCUGAAGUAACUCCAGAGGAAAUUGAAUUUGUUGAUGGAUCUCUCUUGAAACUAAAAAGUUACAUUGAAGUCUAUUUGGAGAAACCCGAUGACUUCACCUUGUCCUUGGUUGAGCUGGAGUCUGAUGCAACUGUAUGGAAAGCAAAACUAAGAGAGAGUGACUGGAUACAUUACGAUCAGAACAAAAACGAGCAGAAAAGAAGUGCAGGCAGUGUCCAAAAACGGAAACCAGCCCUCAGCAUUUUGGAAGAAGACAACCUCUGUAGCAAAAAGCAAAAGACCAGCAAUAGCGCAGAUGGAGUCAAAACAAAAAAAUUAACCGAUCAACAGCUGAUGAUGAUCGCAAAGUUGUUUGGUAGGCAGUGGAGAGAAAUCGCCAUUGAGUGUCUUCAGAUGGAAAUGAGAGACAUUGAGCAGAUUCAGGCAGUGGAGGAAGAAGUUAAUAUGCAAAAAUUUCUGGUGCUAAGCAAGUGGAGAGAGAGGGAAAAAAGCAACGGAACUGCAGAGGCUUUGUACAGAAGUCUCAGUGAAAAAGCAUCCUAUGAGAUACUGCAAGCCCUACAAGGUUUCUCGGCUCAGAGCUGAGCUGGUGAAGCCACAGCUGGAAGGAGCGCGGCGGGAGCUUCCCCGGCCGGCCGCGACGCUUCUCCGGCCGCUUCCCCGGCACCUCGCUGAGAAUUCGGGCAGGGAGACGCAAGGCCCUCAUCGCGGAGCGGAAAGUUUAGGCGGGAUCUUCGCAAGAAAUGUGAAUGAAAUUUUGCGCGGAUAUAAGGACGCCCGAGCCUUUUCAGGAGCAAUUGCUCCUGCAGCGGAUCCCGGCGUCGCGGCUGGGAGUGUUGGGGCUUCACGUGCGGGGAAACCCACCACCCGGCUUUGUCCCGUUUGAGCCAGUCCUAAGAGACAUGAACGCUGGAAGAAACCAGUUUACCUUGCUCAGGUUACAUGAUUGUUACCUGGAAACUUUUUUAUGUACAUCAGGGAAAGACAGGGAGAAAAGUUACGCAGGAACUUUUGUCCCCUUCAAAAAAAAUGUAUUGAUCUGUCAAAAUCAUGUGGUACAUUGUAUUUCUCACAGAUGCCCGAGAUCAGGGAAGAAUAAUCCUAAACUUGCAGAGAAACUCCUUUGCGUAAUCACUGUAUUUAUACAUAAUUACUGGGUAUACUCGUGUACAUUCAGUCCUUGUUAAGCUGUGGUUCUGUUUUCUAAAAACCCGAAAACUGAUUUCAUGGGAGCACCACUAUUAACUCCAGGCAGCUUUGAAUUUUCUCUGGGAAUUUCUUCGCUCUUUUCUGUAUAGUCUGUCUCAAUUUUUAUGUGAUAUUUUUUACGUUGUACAAUUUUUUUUGUAUUAUAAACUUUUUAUACUUUUUUUUUUUUUACUUGAUUAGUUUUAACUUGAAUAGGAUUAGGUGCUUAGACUAAAAUGGGAGAACCCAGAAUCUCUGCAAAGGCUGUUGCUCUGUUGACAAUGGACAUAUUGCAGAAAUGGAGAAGAGCUGGAAAUAAUGUUUUUUUGCAGAAGAGACCGGUGGCCUGAUGUGGGAGAUUGCCUUGGUUUUAAAGACACAGGAUUCUUUUGAUCAUCUUCCUCUGCAUAUGUUUAUGAAAGAAAAGGCAUAUUUUUAAAAAAUAAGGAUUAAAAAGGAAACAUUUAUACUA